GAUCCCACACUCUUGGGGGUAGUUGUCCCAAAGGCUCUUGUCUCCUGGGCUUCCCCCGGCGCAUGCGCGGCAGCCAGGCGGGCACAGCGGCGAGCUUCACCCCGGUCUACCGCUCUGGCUGGCGCUCCGGGGCGCGGUCGAGGAGGCUCCUGCGGAGAGAGAAGCAGGCAGGGAAGCAGGGAAGGGAGGGAGGCAGGCCCCGGGGGAAGGGCUGAAGCGGGGGCAUCUCCCGGCCCACAAGCCCAGGACCAGAGCCGACCAUGGGGCUGGAGAAGGAGAAAGCGGACACCAAGAUCUUCAUGGACGAGGACGACUUCCACCGGAGCGGCAGCCCGGCUUUGUCGGAGUCGGAGAAGAACUCCGAGAAAGCGCCCGACAGGGACCCACGCGGGCUCAACACGCACCUCAAGCUGGGAUUUGAGGAUGUCAUCGCAGAGCCUGCCUCCACUCACUCCUUUGAUCGCAUUUGGAUCUGCAGCCAUGCUCUUUUUGAGCUGAGCAAGUAUUUGGUCUACAAGGUCCUGACACUUGUCCUCGCGGUCCCCUUGGCCCUGGUGGCAGGACUUCUCUUUGCCCUGCUCAGCUGCCUGCACAUCUGGUUUGUGGUGCCCUUCAUAAAGUCUUGCUUGAUGGUCUUGCCCUCUAUACAGGCUGUGUGGAAGAGCAUGACAGACCUUUUGGUUGCACCUGUAUGUCGCAGCAUAGGAAAGUGCUUCUCUGGAAUCAAGAUACGCCUGGACCAAGAGUGAACAUCUGGGAUUUGACACGUCUCUGUUCUUCAGUCAAGUUAAACUUCCUUGCUGACAUAGCAUGAAGAUACUUAAGCGUUCAUUCCAAAACUACUACUGUUUAAAUGGCUGGCUGCUUGGUUUUUCUUCAGUUGGGUUGCACUGUUUUCUAGAAAGGAAGCUUGCUCUGGGGAUGGAGAGGUAUUGUUUGAGAAAAACUCUAGUCUUGUUUCUAACUGAAAAAUAACAAGCUAUGUUUGGAAACACUAUAUUUAAUGGUACUAUAUAUUGUCUGUUUCUCACAGAUGAGUCUUUGAGGACAUACAUGAAUGAACAGAUCAAAUAUGAUUGCUUAGAAAUAGCCUUUGUAGUAUAAAGCUACUAUGACGUAUGAUUAUGGGAACUUGCUGUGCGAUGUAUCCAGAUCUGUUGAGGUGCCCAGUUUUCCUGAAAGUUAUGCCAGCUUUUUAUCUAUAUCUCAAUGCUACAGAUAUAUGAAUGCAUCCAAAAUAUAGAUUACCACUCUUUGGAACCUUCCUCAUGUGAAUUCUAGUGGUCAUCUUUUCCACUUCCCUCAGUAGCUGGUUUCCUAUAUAAUCCUAUCAGCUUGUUGCAUAGCCUAUUAGUAUUUUUAUGCAUCUGCAGUGUUCCAAAUCCAGUGACUUCUAAUUGCAAGGGAUCCUCAGAAUGCUGGGUUCAGUCCAUGGGCAGCUAUAAUGUAGUCAAUACUGGGAGCUAAGAAUUUGAGCUAUAGCUGAGAUUUGAGCAGGAACCUAAAAUGCAUUGGUUGCAUUGAUCAGCCAUGGGCAGAAACUCAGGCUGAUGUUUAGAGUAGGCCUAACUAAUCCAGAAGCUUCAUGCUGCUUGCCAAUCACAGAGACCAAUGCUGUGUUUCCCUUCUUCAUUCCCAUGUUGAAUAAAGGCUAUAGGACAAUUGUGGUCAACUGUGUGGGGAAAGGAGAGAAUUCUCCCCCAAAUUAUGCACAGGCAGCAAACACACUACACACAGCAAGCCCUAAUAUCUUCUACCUUCUGUAGUCCUUCUCAAAAUGGUAACAAGAAUGACAUCACAACUUCUGACAUCGUUUUGAGAUGGAAAGUAGUACAGGGUUCUAGGGUGACUGUGAAAAUGGGGUGUGAUAUUUCUGUAUGUUUUCAUGCCUUUGGGAGGAGGCUUUGCUUUGGGAGAAAAAAAUGCCUGGAAAUUUGGGGGACCUUGGUCGGGGUCCAAGGGCCACAAGAGUAGGGUCCAGGAAAUACGCUUUGCCACCCUUCUGUGGAACCUAUGCACAGACAUUCCUGGGUAGUAUAUUAGACUAGGGUCCAGUCCUAGCUUGAAGAGUUCCUGUUCAGGCCUUGGAAUUUCUGACAAUAAGGAGCUCAACCAUACAAGCAUUAAGCACAUGUGAAGAUCUCCUCCUAAAAGAAGAAUGCGUAUAGCCUCUUGCCUUUCAUUCAAGUGAACAGAGAAGCCUUUUCAGUAACCGCAUGGUUUUUGGCAGGACGUAGGGUGACAAAUCACCAUCCCUCAGGCACGUAACAUACGUAACUGUGACCCAUCAUUGCUUCAUUCUGAAAGGUGUGUUUCUUUAAGGCAUCUUUUUUGAGCUUUAUUCUGUAUCUUGUUUAGCCUGCAGAGGAGAAGGCUGAGAGGAGACAUGAUAGCCAUGUACAAAUAUGUGAGAGGAAGUCAUAGGGAGGAGGGAGCAAGCUUGUUUUCUGCUGCCCUGCAGACUAGGACACGGAACAAUGGCUUCAAACUACAGGGAAGGAGAUUCCACCUGAACAUCAGGAAGAACUUCCUCACUGUGAGAGCUGUUCGAUAGUGGAACUCUCUCCCCCAGGCUGUGGUGGAGGCUCCUUCUUUGGAGGCUUUUAAGCAGAGGCUGGAUGGCCAUAUGUCGGGGGUGCUUUGAAUGUGAUUUCCUGCUUCUUAGCUGGGGGUUGGACUGGAUGGCCCAUGAGGUCUCUUCCAACUCUACUAUUCUAUGAUUCUAUGAUCUUGAAACUGUAUGCAUUUCUGCGAGGGAUAUGAACACACAGUUCCACUACGCAAACCUGUAUGAAGAAAGGGAAAUCAUUAAAUACUUUUCUCUUCUGCUUUUCAAAUUCUUAAGGACCUGAAGGAAAAUAAAGCAAUGUUACUACAAAACAAGGUGUUGGUUUGGAACAAGAAGUAAAUCCUGAGGCUUUAUUUAAUGAGCCCUCUGACUUUGUUGUAUAUACUUUUUUCCGACGUAAAUGAACUUGGAUGGGUUACCUUGAAGCACGGAUUAUUUUUACACUCUUGGUGUACUUGGCAAGUGGGCUGCUCCAGCUAAUUGCCCACUCAGAUGAUCUGAUACUGGGCAUGGAAAGGCUGUACCAUGAGCACAAGCCUGCAAAGUUUUCUACACAGGAAGAAAUGAGGAUCUUUUGAAUUAUGGUAUAUACUCAUGUAUAAGUGGACUUCAUGUAUAAACUGAGGGUAGAUUUUGGUGCCAAAAUUAUGAAUUUUUAUAUAACCCAUGGAUAAAUCAGGAGUUGUCCUGCAGAGAGGGGAAAGUGCCAGCUGCCCUAGUCAUUGCCAUCAUUUUCUUACCCAGGAUUUUUUUUUAAAAGGAAAGAAGUAGCACUGCAGUGGAGAUAGUAAGAGGCCAGUUCUUCCUUUCAGUCUUCUUGGGACAGAAUGAACUCUCAUCUUCCACACUUAACCCAGAGGUGAUGGUUCCUUCUUUGAUAAGACACAAUAUUAACUUUGGCCUGUGUUUUGGAGGUUUAUUUUUGAUUAAAGUUUCUAGACAUGUACAUGAGAAGUAUGGAGCUCCCGAUGGUGCAGCAGGUUAAACCACUGAGCUGCUGAACUUGCUGACCAAAAGGUUGGUGGAUCAAAUGUGGGGAGCAGGGUGAGCUCCCACUGUUAGCCCCAAUUUGUGGCAACCUAGCAGUUCGAAAACAUGCACAUGUGAGUAGAAUAGGUACCGCCCCAGCAGGUAAUUGUGCUUUAUUCAGUCAUGCCAGCCACAUGACCUUGGAGGCAUCUACAGACAAUGCCGGCUCUUCAGCUUAAAAUGGAGAUGAGCACCAGCCGCCAGAGUCAGACAAGACUAGACUUAAUGUUAGGGGAAAACCUUUACCUUUAACCUUACAUGCGAAUAUACAGUAUCCUCUGUAUCAGCGAUUCAGUGUGAAAUCCUUUUGUUUCUCAGAGGCUACAGUAUCCCAUGGAGAAUUAUAUGCUAUAAGUGUCUGAUCUCAGCAUAUUUUCUACAGGUAGAUAGUCUCUGUUCCUGGCAUAUGAAGUUUCAAUGUGCAAAGCAUUUGGCAUUUAUGGGAACUUGAGUAUCUAUAGUGUAAGGCCAAUGCAUGUCAAAAUGACUGGCAUUUGUUGUUUAAAUCAGUGACCCUUGGGCUACUGGUUUAGGGGAUCAGCAGUCUCCAUCUCCCCCAAAGUGCCAUUGAGUUCCUUGUUUAAUUUUUUCCCUGGAAACUUUGGCCAGAGACCCACACCAGUCCAAGGACCACUCCUUUGAGUGGCACUGAUCUAGGUUAUGCAAAACAUCAACUGAAAGACCUGUUUGUAUUUCAAAGCAAAGCAAAGCAAGCCAAAGACGUUGUACAAUUCCACUUUAAUAUCUAAAUAUUGUAAUACAGCUAUGCAACAGAUUCCAAAUACAGUAUGUAUGUAUUUUUAAAAUUAUUUUUAUUAAAAUUGUCUACAUAACUCUCAGAAUUUUAUGCUUUUGUACGUACCACAAUCACACAACUAAACCUUUUGCUGACACUUUCAGCUGGUGGGAUGUUCUCUUAUAAAAAGAAACAUGAACAUUAGGAAAUCCUGGUCUCAAGUCUUGAAACUAUAUUAUUUUAGAAACUAACAGAAAAAGUCAACUUUCCAUACAUUUACAAAAGAUUAGGGAGUUCAAUAGGCAUGUCAUAAAACAUGAAAUUUCCAUUCAUUUGGAACUCAAAUGUACUGCUGAUUUAAGAUUGUACUUUUUUGUAAAGGAUGUCAGUGUGCUGCAAAUUAAAAUACUUUCUUCAAAGUGUUACCACUUUAAUUGAAUAUUUUUAGAUUAUCUUUUUCAAAUAUGAAAACAAAAAAUAAUUCCAAUGACCCUUUCCAGAGUUAUAUAUUAAUAGGACAUGUUUCUAUUUGACUUCUCUGAAUCAAAGUCAGAAACCUUGCUCCAGAAUUCAAGGAUGUGAACAGUCCAUCAAAGGACAAAAUAAUAAAGUAAAAUUCUUGAUGUGUUA
Messenger RNA from Anolis carolinensis (green anole), 4964 nucleotides. It is a transcript of the gene cav2, whose product is annotated as caveolin 2. Lineage: Eukaryota; Metazoa; Chordata; Lepidosauria; Squamata; Anolidae. The coding region runs from base 261 to 749 and encodes 162 amino acids. Gene Ontology annotation, biological process: negative regulation of endothelial cell proliferation; caveola assembly; cell differentiation. Gene Ontology annotation, cellular component: cytoplasmic vesicle; caveola; perinuclear region of cytoplasm. The transcript is spliced from 3 exons. Gene Ontology annotation, molecular function: protein kinase binding; molecular adaptor activity. The record is from RefSeq and is a predicted model, not a curated record.